Molecule: messenger RNA, 2581 nt
Organism: Rhipicephalus microplus (southern cattle tick)
Lineage: Eukaryota; Metazoa; Arthropoda; Arachnida; Ixodida; Ixodidae
Cellular component (GO): chitin-based extracellular matrix
Molecular function (GO): structural constituent of chitin-based larval cuticle
Source: RefSeq, a predicted model, not a curated record
GCAAGCGUCUUCCGAUCUCCUGUCGCAAAACAAACCGUGUACUUGCCGAGUUGCCUUACGAAGACCACACCGGCGAAGUUGGCUUCGCUGCUUAGACGAUCUUCCUCGUGACCCCACGUUCUCCCACACCCACCGUGCUUGGAGUUUCCGCCCACUUGGGACUUGGACCGGGAGCCAUGAUGUUCUUUAAGGGGCUGUGCCUAAGCCUCAUGAUCGCCACAGUCUUGGGCGCGGGCCGUGGAGGAGGAGCCUAUGGUGGAGGAGCUGGUGGUCACCAUGGAGGUGGUGGUGCUGGAGGAUUUGGCGGUCACCACGGCGGGGCUGGUGGUGGCGGAGCCGGCGGACUUGGAGGCCACCAUGGUGGUGGAACAGGUGGUGGAGCAGGAGGCUUUGGAGGCCACCACGGAGGGGGUGCUGGUGGUGGCGCGGGAGGUUUCGGAGGCCACCAUGGUGGAGGCGCCGGAGGAGCGGGAGGAGGCCUCGGUGGAGGCCUCGGUGGUGGCCUAGGAGGUGGCCACCAUGGUGGAGGAGGUGGUCUUGGUGGCGGUGGAUAUGGCGGCGCUGGAGGUGCAGGCGGCUACGGUGGUUCCCGUGGAGGGGCCGGUGGUUAUGGUGGUGGAGCUGGCGGAUAUGGAGGAGGCGCUGGCGGCUAUGGAGGAGGUGGUGACUAUGGCCAGCCCACCCCGUACAACUUCGGCUACGACGUGAAGGACGAGUACGGUAACAGCCAGAACCGCCAGGAGAGUGGAGAUGGCAGCGGCACUGUCAAGGGCAGCUAUGGCUACACCGACACCAAUGGCAUCUACCGCCAAGUCAGUUACGUUGCUGACCAGAAUGGAUUCCGUGCCGUCGUCAAGACCAACGAGCCGGGAGUGGGACCAGCCAGUCCCGCUGACGCCGAGUUUGUCGUCGAGCAGCCACCCGCAGGCGUCGUCAGCCAGUACGCUGGAGCCCGCGGUGGAGGUGGAUAUGGCGGAGCAGGUGGAUACGGUGGUGCGGGCGGAGCAGGUGGAUACGGUGGUGCAGGUGGAGCAGGUGGAUACGGCGGUGCAGGCGGAGCAGGCGGAUACGGAAGUGCGGGUGGAGCCGGUGGAUAUGGCGGAGGUCACCAUGGCGGCACCGGAGGAGGGCACCACGGUGGUGCCGGCGGCGGCGCUGGAGGCCACCAUGGCGGAGCCGGUGGUUAUGGCGGAGGUGCGGGUGGAUACGGAGCCGGUAAAUUUGGCGGAGGUGCCGGAGGAUACGGUAGUGGUGCUGGCGGAUACGGAGGCUCUGCUGGGAAAUACGGCGGAAGCUCUGGCGGAUACAGCAGCGGAGCAGGUGGUGCCGGAGGCGGAAGUGGCCCCUGGAAGUACUAGUGCCCCUUAAGAUAUUAUAACCGCUGCCGCAUACGGAAGCUUUUUAACAACCUAAAGGGUGCAGUUUGUGACACCCAACGGCAACUAAAACACCUCUUAUGCUUAUUACUGUGAUUGUUUCUAGCAAAAUGUGAGAGAAAAAUACUCUAGCUGCCGCGCCACUAACGAGCACACCUGUUGUUAAAGCUUGUCUCCUUACAAUCUGACGGAGCUUCCAUUUACUAGACCUGUUUUGGCGAAUAUGACAUGAUAGAUGAUUCAGAGAUACGAGAACGUCCAACUUUUAUGAGCGCGCGGUGAGUUGUGGAACUAAAGCCGUUGGGUGCUAACGCAUACUUUUGGGAACAGAAAAAAAGUUGAGUGUGUUGGUGUACCGUAGAUGGUGAGCUGUGGGGCUUCAUGCUUUCACCGAUUCUCGAGGACUUUGCACUUGUAAAUCUGUGUGUGUUGUGUGCCGUGUUUGGUGUGGAGGGGGUGAGUUCUAGCUUUGUUGUACUGUGAUUGCUAAUAACAAAUGGCAAGGCAUGAGACGAUGCUUUUUGCACGUCUAGGUCUUAACAGAAGCUUUUUUGCAAGCCUGCCUUUUGCUCGGUUGAGCUGGCUCCCGAGAAGAGAAUAAUGCUUUUCCAUCGGGACAGUUCUGGGCGUGCUGUGGGCAUGCGCUGCUGUUUUUGUUUCCUGGUAACGACAGCGAGGCAUUACACUGCCUUCAUCGUUGUUCGUUUGUGGGUUCGUCUUGGGCGAUUUUAUUCUAGCGUGUGUUUGGUAGAGUUUUCGGGAAGCAAGCUCUCUGUCCUAUUGACCCAUCACCAUGUUCAUCGUGCAUUAGUGUGGUGUGGCUAGUGGCUUUUAGUAUGAGUGCACUUUCUUGCUUACAGCUUUUCUCGUUUACUUUAACAUAUGGGAAGUGUGCAUCUGUGCUGUUUGUUGUUUCGAUGUUAUUACCUGUCGUUGUAGGCGCUUGCGCCAAUGGGCAAGGGAGCGGCAUCUGUUGUCAGUUCAAUACUCGACGUUCUUACACUAUACGGGAUGGGCUGCUGUAGACAGGAGAACUGCCAAACUGUGUUCUGCGUCAGUGCGUUGUAUUUUCACUUCUGUACAUGAAUGCGUGUUUUGUAAAUGAGACUUGCGUCUGUCCCUCACUCGCUGUGUGGCUGGGUCAUCUGUCUGAGUUCUUGAGUGUGCUUCUGGAACCUUGUGCAAUAAAUAUUAUUUAAGUUACU